Dromaius novaehollandiae (emu) is the source of this 1395-nucleotide messenger RNA. It is a transcript of the gene ERP27, whose product is annotated as endoplasmic reticulum protein 27. The coding region runs from base 37 to 891 and encodes 284 amino acids. Gene Ontology annotation, molecular function: protein disulfide isomerase activity. Gene Ontology annotation, cellular component: endoplasmic reticulum. Gene Ontology annotation, biological process: protein folding; response to endoplasmic reticulum stress. The record is from RefSeq and is a predicted model, not a curated record. Lineage: Eukaryota; Metazoa; Chordata; Aves; Casuariiformes; Dromaiidae. The transcript has 7 exons.
UGUCACUUGCCUAGCAGAGAACCAGAACAGGGUGGCAUGGUGAAGGGAGGGGAAGCUGAGAUCAUGGGCACUUCCAUCUUCACAUAUCUCUUCAUUAUCCUCCUCACCGGCUGCUCUCCAGCAGGAUGUGCUGACGACGGAGGCUCUGCAUCCCAUGGCACAGCUGAAAGCGCAAAGAAACCUGUGCUGUUGAACAAUACAGCGGAUGUCAAAGCCUUCAUCAGUGGCGCAGAGGUGGCAGUCAUUGGAUUCUUCCAGGAGCUGGAGAGUCCCGGAGUGUCUGAGUUUCACCUGGUGGCGGGCCUGAUGCCCGAGGUGCCCUUCGGCCUCUGCACCAACCCGGCGGUGCGGUCCCAGUACAACGCCACGACCAGCACCCUCACGCUCUUCCGCAGGGCAGAUGAUGACUGGAGGGAUCUGGAUAUCAUAGAUGGGAAAGAAGUCAGUGCUGAGAAGAUGAUUCGUUUCAUUCGGAUGAAUGAGCUCCGGCUGGUGACUGAGUAUAACCCUGUGACAGCAAUUGGCCUGCUGCAGAGUUCUGUCCAGUUUCACCUCCUCCUGAUCGCAGACAAGAAGUCCCCAGAGCAUCCGGAGGACAUGCACAGAUUUCGUGAGGCAGCAGAGCUCUUCCAGGGGAAGAUUCUCUUUGUCCUGGUAGACAGCAAUGUGAAGGGCAAUGAACGAGUGGUGUCAUUCUUCAAACUGAAGAAGUCCCAGCUGCCAGCUCUGGCUAUAUUUCACACACCAGAUGAGGAGCGAGAUGUGUUGCCCCUGGAUGAAGUCUCCAUUGAGCUUGUGCAGGACUUCUGUAAUGCUUUCUUACAAAGAAAACAGAAGAAAGAAGAUGAACCAGAUGAAUCAGAGGAGAAGGCCCCCAAUGAGGAACUCUGAUUCCCUUCUCAGCCCACAGGAUAACUCUGCCCAGAGUCACCUGUUCUUGAUGUAUGAAGAAUUCACUAAGCCACACUGCUCAGGAAUUUCUGGGACAGUAGGAAUAAGGGGCCAAGUCAGCCAUGGCUUCUUGUGUCCUUACUAUAUACAUAUAUGCUAUCUGUCCUCUCUAGGAAUCUCUCCUCCCUUCUCAUUUGCUGGCUCUAACUCUCUUUUUUUCUGUACUCCAGGAGCACUGUUUUUUCCCUACACUUGAGUCCUUCUAUGCCACCAGUAUCAGAGCAAAGGGUGAUACAGCAAAAUGGCAGUAUCAGAGAUACAGCAUGUAGCUCCUAGAGAAACUGACAGGUCUGUUUUCCUCUCGAUGAUUCCUUCCUUCUCUUUUGCUUUUGGUGCCAGGCUGGCAUCCCCUGUCAGCCCCUCCUGACACUAGGAAGAGAUUGGCUGUCUGAGGUCACAUGAACUUUUCCAUUUAUUUUACUAAAUAAAGCAGAAAGUGAAUAG